AAUCUCCAAGUGCAUAUAGAACCGGCUAUCUCCACUACUUCCAGUGGGCGAUAGCUGCGGCUGAUAUCAUAGUUCGUUCUUGGCUUCUUCCCCUCUAGAAUCUGAAAACACAGAUAACAUCUCUAAAAACAACCUUUCGUUUUUGUAUGGUCACAGCAUAAAUGGCAGCAUCCGUUUUCACAAGGACCUUUUUGGGUCACCGUUUGGUUCACUUUUCGUUCCCCCUCUCCUCAAAACCCCAGAUUUUCACGACCCUUUUCAGUGUUUUGGUGGCGAUUCUUUGCCUCGAGUGGAGUAGGGUAUUGUGCUAUGAUUGUGGAGGGGUUUUGGGUUUUCCACCAAUUGAGGGAUGCGUGAAGAAACCUUUUCCCUCACUGGUUGAGCCUGCCUAUGCUGCAUAUAAGAUGCCUGCUUACCCAGUUAUGUCUUCGUCAAUAACUGGGAUGAGAGCUAGUUUCUCAACUCAGUCUCUGUCUACUAAUGACCCUGUUGUUUCUGUUGAUUGGCUCCAUUCUAACCUUAGGGAGCCUGAUAUGAAGGUACUGGAUGCAUCCUGGUACAUGCCAGAUGAGCAGAGGAAUCCCAUUCAAGAAUAUCAGGUGGCUCACAUUCCUGGUGCGCUUUUCUUUGAUGUAGAUGGAAUUACAGAUCGAACUACAAAGCUGCCGCAUAUGUUGCCAUCUGAGGAAGCUUUUGCAGCUGCUGUGUCUGCUCUUGGCAUCCAAAAUAAAGAUGGGGUGGUUGUUUAUGAUGGGAAAGGAAUAUUCAGUGCAGCACGUGUCUGGUGGAUGUUCCGAGUCUUUGGGCAUGACCGAGUCUGGGUCCUAGAUGGGGGGCUGCCAAGAUGGCGUGCAUCAGGGUAUGAUGUUGAAUCUAGUGCUUCUGGUGAUGCUAUUCUUAAAGCCAGUGCUGCCAGUGAGGCAAUAGAGAAAGUCUACCAGGGACAAGCAGUUGGGCCAAUUACAUUCCAGACGAAAUUUCAGCCACAUCUCAUAUGGACACUAGAUCAGAUCAGACAAAACAUUGAGGGAAAAACUCACCAACAUAUAGAUGCCCGUUCAAAGGCCAGAUUUGAUGGCACUGCUUCAGAACCUCGUAAGGGAAUAAGAUGUGGUCAUGUACCUGGCAGCAAGUGUAUUCCUUUUCCCAAGAUGUUGGAUGCUUCACUGGCGCUUUUGCCAGCAGAUGAGCUUAAGAAACAAUUUGAACAGGAAGGUAUCUCAUUAGAUAGCCCAGUUGUGACUUCAUGUGGCACUGGUGUAACUGCUUGCAUUCUGGCAUUGGGACUCCAUCGACUUGGGAAGGCUGAUGUUGCAGUCUAUGAUGGAUCCUGGACUGAAUGGGGAGCGCAUCCGGACACACCCGUCGACGCUUGUUCAUAAAUCUUGACAUUGUCAAAAAAUCUUGCUAGUUCAAUACUUUUUUGUGACAAGAGUUUGUAUCUAAAACAUCGGAGUCUUAUUUACCAUUUUUGAGUGGCAACGUGUUUACUUUGGAAAUAUGCCAUCCUUACCUCUUCCUCGGAGAAUAUUGUUUUAAAUUGGAUCUCUGCGCUGGGGGAGGUAAAAGCAGCAAAAUACGCAUGAAGUUAGAGGGGUGAUCUUGUCUUUGUCUUCCACGCCAAUCAAAACUAAUUUAUAUU
This is a messenger RNA of Rubroshorea leprosula, 1642 nucleotides long. Lineage: Eukaryota; Viridiplantae; Streptophyta; Magnoliopsida; Malvales; Dipterocarpaceae. The record is from the annotation of a GenBank genome assembly.